AUGUCUCAAGAAGCUGAUUUACUGGCAAGCGAUCCUGAAACUAUUUCACCUGCCYUCCCCGACGAACGCGCGGCAAGAGGUCAAUCUCAGCGUGAUCAAAAUGAGUUWGCGGUGGUUGACCGUUUCGUAGAGAUAAUAGAUAGAAAACUAGCCAGCUUCAAACGAAGUUUCGACGAACGUGAACAGGAGCAUGCUUCUCAGAUGAAAAAGSUCAAAACCGAGUCGAAAGCAACGAAUUCUUUUAAAUUUAAGGGGAAUAAGAUACAGUACGAGUUUAACUGCUCAAUCCUAGAUGGUUUGGAAACGAUCAAAAAAGAUCUCCUCGRUGGCUGUUUGACAAAAGCAGAGUCAGAGAUUGAAAAGCUCAAAACUGCGGCGAAAAAGCGUAACAAGUUAAUCCGUUUCGCAGAUAAAAGUCCGGCUGGCUGGACUGCCGUAGAGGAGUACGAGAGCGAUGAACUGGCUGAASACUCUGAGGACRAGAAAAAGCUCCGGUCUGCUGAAAAAAGAGCACUAACGAAGCUCAAGUCAAAGAAACAGCCAAACAAAACAGCGUCCAAGCCCUUUCGUCAGCAAUCGACACAAGACUACGCCAGGCAAACAGCAAACAUCCAAGGCUACCCUCGUCAAGCCCAGCMAUUUCGYUCCUUCAUUCGUAACAGACGCCAACCAGCACCAAAYGACAAGUGUUUUGCAUGUGGACAAACAGGCCACUGGGCCGGCGAUUCSGUCUGUCCAAACAAAUACAGGACCGAUAYCCGCCGCAGCUAUGGAGCCUCAAGUACAUCSUCCAGUGGAAGCACGGCAUAA
This is a messenger RNA of Exaiptasia diaphana, 810 nucleotides long. RefSeq lists its product as uncharacterized. The record is from RefSeq and is a predicted model, not a curated record. The coding region runs from base 1 to 810 and encodes 269 amino acids. The transcript has a single exon. Lineage: Eukaryota; Metazoa; Cnidaria; Anthozoa; Actiniaria; Aiptasiidae. Gene Ontology annotation, molecular function: zinc ion binding; nucleic acid binding.